This is a messenger RNA of Xenopus laevis (African clawed frog), 2607 nucleotides long. RefSeq names its product oocyte zinc finger protein XlCOF6-like. The transcript has 2 exons. Bases 167 to 2278 code for a protein of 703 amino acids. The record is from RefSeq and is a predicted model, not a curated record. Lineage: Eukaryota; Metazoa; Chordata; Amphibia; Anura; Pipidae.
GAUAAAAAAUGAGGAAAAACAGGUUCCUCCCCCUCCCCCAUCCCAGAGAGCAGGAAAGAUUUCAGUACCUCCCCCUCAGUCACAUUUGGGAUCCAGCAGUUGCUGCUCAGAGUCUGGGAAUUGUGUUUGUUCCCAUCUCCUGCCUGACUGACGGAAACCUGGACUAAUGGUGAGAACUGGAGAACCCCUGGUGUUGCUGGAUUUAGACUCACCUAGGGUGCAGGAAAAAGCAAUUGGUUGGAAGAACUACAAUCCACAAAAAGCUACAAUGGACAAAAAUAUAAAAAGUACUUUACGAUUAAAAAGAACAAAGAGAAGUGUGAUCUCUAGUGCCCAGAGCACCAUCAAACCUUUUGUCUGUACAAAGUGUAAGAGACGAUUCUGUAGCAAUGGAGAACUUCUCUCCCACAAACGUAUUCACACUGGGAGGCCAUUUGUCUGUUCUGUUUGUGGGAAAUAUUUCUCAGACAGAAUCAUCCUCCAAGCGCACCAGUGGCUUCAUACUGGGGAGAAACCAUUCACCUGCACUCAGUGUAAUGAAAACUUUCUGUACAAAAGAAACCUUCAUCAACAUCAGCAAAUCCACCAAAAACACAAACCAUAUGUCUGUUCUACAUGUGGGAAACAACUGAAGAGCAAACCAUCUCUUGAUCGGCACAUGAAAACUCACAGCAACGUAAACCCGUUUGCCUGUUCUGAGUGCAGCAAAUCCUUCCGAUUCCAGACCCAUUUUCAGAUGCACCAAAGAAUCCACACUGGAGCGAAACCAUAUACUUGUAAUGAAUGUGGAAAAAGCUUUGCCCAGUGUGGAGUAUUUAAGAUCCACUGCCAAAUUCACACUGGUGAAAAACCAUUUGCUUGUUCUGUGGAAAAAUGUGGAAAAAGAUUUAGGUCAAAAGUGGGUCUCCAGGAGCACCUGUUGUGUCACACUGGGGAAAAGCCAUUUUCCUGCUCGGAGUGUAAGAAAUCCUUUAGAUCAAAGUCAAAUCUUUCGAGUCACCAACGUGUUCACGCCGGAGAGAAACCACAUGAGUGCGAAGAAUGUGGGAAAUGUUUCCGGAUAAAGGUUAAUCUUAAAUCGCACAGACUAACCCACAUCGGGAUGAAAUCAUUUGAAUGCUCCGAGUGUGGGAGAAGAUUUAGUCGCAAACACGCACUAAUUGAGCACCAGUUAAUUCACACUGGGGAGAAGCCAUUUGAAUGUGCCACGUGUGGGAGAAGGUUUAGACUUAAAUGUAACUUGGAUAAGCACCAGUUAGUCCACACUGGGGAGACGCCCUAUGUCUGUACUGAGUGUGGAAUGGGCUACAAGGAGAAAAGGAGUCUGGUCGCUCAUCUUCGGACUCACACAGGAGAGGCAGGUAUUCCUUGUACUGAGUGUAGGAAAACCUUCCUAUCGGAGAAAAGCCUUAAAAACCACAUGCAGACACACACUGGGUUAAAGCCUUUUGCCUGUAAAGAGUGUGGGAAAUCCUUCUCAAAUAAGGCAUAUUUUGAGUCUCACAAGCUAAUGCAUGCUGGGAUAAAGCCCUUUGAAUGUACCGAGUGUGGAAAGCAGUUCCUGCUGAAGCAACUUUUAAAAAGUCACCAGUUGAUUCACACUGAAGAGACACCUUUUGUCUGUCCGGAGUGUGGGCAGGGGUACAAGAGCAAGCAAGGCCUCCAAAAUCACCUUCUCUGUCACACAGGGGAGACAAAUUUUACAUGUAAAGAGUGUGGUAAAAAAUUCCUUUUGCAGAAACACCUCAAUAGACACAAACUGACACAUAGUUCAGAGAAACCAUUUAUAUGCUCCGAAUGUGGGAAACGGUUCAGCCGCAAAGAUGGACUCCGAAUGCACCAGCUAAUCCACACAGGGGAGAAGCCUUAUGUCUGUACGGAGUGUGGGACAAGCUUUAGGGUUAGACCUCAACUCCGAAUUCAUCUUCGCACUCACACUGGAGAGACGCCAUUUAAAUGCAAAGACUGCGGGAGAGUUUUUGCAACAGGCACAAAACUCCAGGUCCAUAAAGUGACACACACCGGGGAAAAACCAUUUACCUGUGAGAAGUGCGGCAAGAGCUUCACACAGAAGGCGAAUCUAAACACUCACCAGCUGACUCACACUGGGGGAAAGAACUUUAAGUGCGAGGAGUGUGGGAAAUGCUUCUCCCGUAAAGAUUACCUCCGAGUUCAUCAGCGGUUUCACACUGGGGAGAAACCAUAUAAAUGCAAUGAGUGUGAGGAAAGCUUCUGUCGGAAGGAUCUUCUUCAGACUCAUGAGUUGUCUCAUACUUGAAAGAAACCAUUCAGCUGUAACAGUGUGUGGGGGGGAAAAAAGGUUUUGUUUAAGAGUGGCCUUAAUAAACAUCAGGACAUUCAUAUCAAGGACAGUAUUGUGAAUGAAUGUACUGAUCCAGAGUCUAAGAAAUCCCAACUUCAAACUGAACACUACCAAUGGGUCUGUCACUGGUCUCACCACUGAGACUUGCUACUGUGAGGGCUCUGCUAUGAACUAAAGAACUACAUAUACUCAAUAGAUGGCUAUAACUUACUCAUGGGACCAAGUGCAACUUACCUUUUCAGGGGGGAAUUUGGUGCUUAAAGAAUUUGCUUGUCUUCCAAUUA